Molecule: messenger RNA, 2052 nt
Organism: Dracunculus medinensis (Guinea worm)
Lineage: Eukaryota; Metazoa; Nematoda; Chromadorea; Rhabditida; Dracunculidae
Source: the annotation of a GenBank genome assembly
AUGCCGGAAAAUGAAAGGGCUUUUAACAAAGUUGAUUAUAUUGAUUAUGUUGAUUAUGUUAAAGUUAAUUAUGGCAUUUUGUUUGAUUAUUUGCGAGGCAAUGUGAAUAGUGCGUUAAAAUGUUACGAUAUGCUUGAGGAAGCUGUUUCCGGCAAGGAGAAUGAUUAUCGAUAUGCUGAUAUUGCUUAUAUUGAACCAAUAGAUAAUGAUUAUGUUUCUGAUAACUAUUUAACAACUGAAAGACAAAAUCAAGACGGAAAUCUCGCAAACCAUCAUAUUUUUAAAGAUGAAAUCGAUGGAUCAGGUGGAUUUGCCCUCGUAAUUAAUGGCAAUUCGUUAUCAUUUGCUCUUGAAGAAAAUCUGGAAAAGGCAUUUCUUGAUAUAGGUUGCCUUUGUCAGGCAGUAUUAUGCUGUCGUGUUACACCGUUACAAAAAGCACGAGUCGUGAGUUUAGUCAAACGAAACAAAAAAGCAGUUACUUUAUCAAUAGGUGACGGUGCAAAUGAUGUAUCAAUGAUUAAAACAGCGCACAUAGGCGUUGGAAUAUCAGGUCAGGAAGGUAUGCAAGCUGUUCUUUCGUCAGAUUAUAGUAUUGGUCAAUUCCGUUAUCUCGAACGGCUUUUGCUUGUACAUGGAAGAUGGUCUUAUUUUAGGAUGACAAAGUUUCUGCGCUAUUUUUUCUAUAAAAAUUUCGCAUUCACUUUAAUCCAUUUUUGGUAUUCAUUUUUUUGUGGAUAUUCUGCUCAGUCCAUAUUUGAAGCAGUUUUUAUUGCAAGUUAUAAUAUGCUUUUCACUGCUUUUCCUGUAUUAGCAAUGGGCAUUUUUGACCAAGAUCUUAAUGACGAAUAUAGCUUAAAAUACGAGAAAUUAUAUAUUCCCGGCCAAUAUAAUUUAUUCUUCAAUAUGCGAAUUUUUAUUUAUUCUGUUUUGCAUGGAAUGAUUAGCUCAUUAGUAAUAUUCUUUAUACCAUACGGUUCGAUAACAAAUGGAUCGGCAUCAGAUGGACGUGAUAUGAAUGAUUAUCCGCUACUUGCAUUUAUUUGUUCAACAGCAUUGAUUAUGGUGGUUACUGGCCAAAUUAUUAUCGAUACAUCUUAUUGGACUGUCUUCAAUCAUAUUGUCAUUUGGGGAUCGUUAAUACUUUAUUUUGGAUUGUCAUAUAUUUUCUACGAAGCGUUACCAAUGUCGGUUGUCGCAAAAUCCCAGUCUGCGCUAUCAUACGGUGUAAUAAUUCGAGCAUUUAGUUCACCGAUGUUUUGGUUAAAUCUUCUUAUGAUUGGAUGUGUUUUACUUCUUCCAGUAAUUUUAAACCGAUUCUUUUGGUUUGAUACGCAUCCAUCGUAUGCGGAUCGACUUCUUGCGUAUAAAAAAUUCUCGAAGACGCCAGUGGAAAAAGCUAAGAUGCCACUGAAACCGCUUAGCCGAAUAGCACCUACGCGACGGAGCAGACAUGGAGGAUCUCUUCGUUCUGGUUAUGCGUUUUCUCACCAACAAGGUUUCGGUGAUCUUAUUAUUAAAGGGAAACUGUUUAAACAAGUCGAAAAUCUUACAAACAGGCAAAUUGUAUCAAAUGAAACAGCUUCAACUCCAGUCAGCGAAAAUUCACAAAUAACCCGUAACAGUCCACUGUUAUCACAGAGGUCUUUAUCACUAAAAUCGGACAAAACUUUUAAUGGAGAUGAAAUGUCAAAACAACCAAUUUGGAAAAUUUGCCGCAAUAUUCCACAAAAGAAGCUUUGUACGAUUAACGAAGAAAGUCCAGGACACUACAUUAUAACAGUUGAUGACGGCAGUGAAAUGGUUCAAACUUUGGAAGAAAAUAUGGAAGAAAAGAGAAUUAAGCCGAAAAAUCGGAGUAAUUUACUUGCAGUUUCCGCAAAUCGUGUAGCACCUAUCGCUGACGGAAUUAAUUUUACUUCCUUUGAAAAUGAUAGCUCAUAUUCAGGUCAGUCAGAUCAAGACACUGAAUCAAAAAAUUCUUCUAACAAGAAGAAAAAGGUUUAUUUUAUACCUCUGAUUAAGAUUUUUUCAUUUCGCUUAGUUCUUGCAUAA